AUGCCCUCUGAAGUUGCGUUUGAGGAUGAGACAGACCGUACAGCUGCCGAUUACCACGUUAUUCCGGUAGGAACGUCACCUGCGUUUUUUAGAGAAGCGUCUGAAAGCCAGUCGUCAGCCUCCAUGGCAGCUUUGCCAUCAUCAUCAUCAUCAGCAGUUCUCCCUGUUUCACGCCCUGUUUUCUCUACACCUGACCUAGGCGCGAUAAAGUCCGAGCCUGAACCUGGAUUGUUCUCUGCUGCAUUCAAUAAUCUACUCUCGUCGGAUGCUUUAGGGGAUCAUCAGAAAUUGAACAAUUUCAACGAGGCGUUGCUUCUGCGGCACUUUCGGAACACACUAGGUUCUUGGAUGGAUGUAUGCGACCAUGAGAAGCACUUCUCUACAGAUGUUGUCGAACGAGCCCCGUCAUGUCCAUUACUUUUGUACGCGUGUCUAGCUAUAGCUGCUCGUCAUCUCUCCCACACAACCAACACAGUGCCAUCCAGCACGGCUGACGGAUAUCAUGAGCGUUGUAUUGCGAUUCUUCUUCCAGUCCUAGAAAACAGUGAAUUCAAAAUAGGCAUCGAAAUCCUCCUCGCUUCUACUGUCAUACUACGCUUCUUCGAGCAAAUAUCCUCGCAAUCUCCAUCUAAUGACCUUCAGCGCCACCUUCUGGCGGGCUCAGUUUAUAUCAGCUCACAUGUAGACUGCGCAAUUUCAGGUGGACUGGCCGAGGCUUCAUUUUGGGUUUUCGUGACGCAGGACAUCCAGUUUGCUCUGACAUAUAGAAAUCCUCUUCGUUUACCCAUAAAUCCAUUUGAAGAAAGGCUUCAUCAAAGAUGGAAGCAAAAUACAGCUCAAAGUGACCGCGACUGGACGCAUAGAGCAAUCUGGCUGUUGGCUGAGACAAUCAACCACUGCUAUGGAGCCAACCAUCCACUCCAUAUGGGCACGAGUGACGGGGGUACCCUGAAAAGGAAGAUUAGCACAUGGGAGAUGGAAAAGCCUGAAGGAUUCCACCCCUUGCAUUUUUCGCCGGCCAAUCCAAGUGUUGGGAGGCCAUUCCCUCUCAUCUGGUUUACGAGUUCUGCACACGGUGGUUCAUGGAUCCGCGACCCGUUAGCCCAGAAUAGUGUGCUAGAUCUGCUUCGCAGGACUGAGGCCGAAAAUGGAUGGCCCUGGGCAUUCGCUGUGCAGAAGCUCAGUCAAGACUGGCGUCUAACAACACGAUGA
Messenger RNA from Aspergillus tanneri, 1212 nucleotides. RefSeq lists its product as uncharacterized. Lineage: Eukaryota; Fungi; Ascomycota; Eurotiomycetes; Eurotiales; Aspergillaceae. Gene Ontology annotation, molecular function: DNA-binding transcription factor activity; transcription cis-regulatory region binding. The transcript has 5 exons. The record is from RefSeq and is a predicted model, not a curated record. The coding region runs from base 1 to 1212 and encodes 403 amino acids. Gene Ontology annotation, cellular component: nucleus. Gene Ontology annotation, biological process: positive regulation of transcription by RNA polymerase II.